AUGGUGGUCACAAAAUUUGCUCCUGUGAAUUUUGCUAUUUUUUUGUUGAAUACUUGUCUAUAAAUGCAUUUUUGUUGCUUUAUAUCUAUAUAUUUACUUAUAAUUAUGUCUACGUUAACCACUGAGCAAUUUAUCAGAUUCUCAACGAGAAACUAGAGGAAAAAUUUGAGCAGAAAAUCACACCUUUAAGUCAAACGAUUGUCGAUCUCAAAAGCAAAGUCGAGGAUGUUGUGGAACAUAUAACAUUCAUAAAUGCUAAGUACGAUGAACUGUACUUAAAACUCGAAGCCUCUGAGAAGGAAAAUAAGUCGAUUAUGGAAGAGAAUAAGAUCUUGAAAAUGUCUAUUCAACAACUUGAGCAUUCAGUUACCACCCUUGAUCAAGCUCAUAAUGACCUUGAACAAUAUGGACGAAGGGAGUGUAUUGAGAUUAGCGGAAUCCCUGCUCCUGGACCAGGUCAAAGUGAAAAUGUAAACGCUGUUGUUAGUAAUGUUGGUAAGCUGAUUGGUGUUGAUGUUAAGCGAGAGACAUAUCAGUAUGCCACCGAUUACCUCAGCUAA
This is a messenger RNA of Paramuricea clavata, 560 nucleotides long. NCBI's taxonomy places the organism in Eukaryota, Metazoa, Cnidaria, Anthozoa, Malacalcyonacea, Plexauridae. The record is from the annotation of a GenBank genome assembly.